Molecule: messenger RNA, 795 nt
Organism: Heteronotia binoei (common prickly gecko)
Lineage: Eukaryota; Metazoa; Chordata; Lepidosauria; Squamata; Gekkonidae
Gene: SNTN
Product: sentan, cilia apical structure protein
Exons: 4
Coding region: 146-586 (146 amino acids)
Molecular function (GO): transition metal ion binding
Source: RefSeq, a predicted model, not a curated record
UGGUAACCUUUCCACAACUAAGUGGCCCAGUCAGAAAGCAGGCUGGGCCAGCUUCACCCUUCACAGCACAAAGACUCGAGUUUAGCUGUUUGCAGUCCCUGGAGUUGCUUAGAGAUCAUAAACAGUGCUCAGGCCAGGGUGAAGGAUGUGCGGCUGCACCUCUAGUUCUGGGAACACUAGGUCAUACUCUUUAAAACAACCAGAGGCUUCUUCUGCCAAAGACGCAACUUCAAAGCCAAGGAAAAUGCCCAAACGCAUUCCCAUAUCCAAGCAGCUGGCUGCUAUCAAGGCUCUGGGGAAAGGUUCUGAUCUAGAGAAAGCUGUUACUACAUUAGUCUUAGUGUACAAUAAUGCUGCAGACGCUGAGGGGAAACUCAUCAAAUCUGAAGCUAAAAAGUUACUACAAACUCAGUUUACACACUUUAUACAGGGACAAGAAGAGAAGCCAAAAUAUCAGGAAAUCCUUGCCAGUUUCGACGAGAGCAAAAAUGAACCAAUUGACUUUGAGGAUUUUAUGGUUCAGACACUUAGUAUCACUCUGAUGUCGGAUCUCUUGGAAGAUAUAAAAAAAUGUACCAAAAAAUGAAUUACUAAGAAGACUGGAUUGAACUGUGAAGAAAAAGUUGAUAAAAAUAUACUUUUACAGGAAGUUCUAGAACUGAAGAUUGACCAUUGGUAGUCUUAACAGAAUCAUGGAUUUGCAGAAAUUACCAGGGGGUCAAGGUAGAAGUCUUAUCCAAUUUUGGUUAUCAAAGAGCAGGCAAGAAACUAUCGGCCCACUGCUAUGCAUGUUGA